AUGCUCGUGGACGACCACGAGAUCAUGCGCGACGGCCUCCGAGAGGUGCUCCAACGGGCCGGAGACUUCGAGGUGGUGGGUGAGGCCGGAGACGGCGCGGCGGCGGUGAGGGUCGCUCAGAAUCUCAACCCCGACGUGAUCGUCAUGGAUGUGAUGAUGCCUCUCAAGAACGGCAUCGACGCCUGCCGGGAGAUCACUGAGAUGCUCCCGGACACCAGAGUGCUCAUGCUGACAGCCGCAUCGGAAGAGGAUGCUGUCAUGGAGGCGGUAGCUGCUGGCGCGACUGGAUACCUUCAGAAGUACUCCGGCAAGGAUAGGCUUCUGAACACGGUCCGCGACGUUGCACAGGGGCGAGUACCGCUUACCAGCCGACGUGAUAAGACGAGUGUUCGCUGGAAUCCGAGGGACGGCGCAGUCGAAAGCGGACACCGGAGUGAGGAGGCUGACCGCGCGGGAAAGGGAGAUACUCACGCUCUUUGCGCAGGGGCUGUCCUACGCGAAGAUAGCUGA
This is a messenger RNA of Geodia barretti, 510 nucleotides long. Lineage: Eukaryota; Metazoa; Porifera; Demospongiae; Tetractinellida; Geodiidae. The record is from the annotation of a GenBank genome assembly.